UAUACGAUCUUAUCGUAAAGUAAACCGCGUUACACAGAGAGAGAGAGAGAAAGAGCGGGGGGAGAGAGAGAGAGAGAGAGAUUUUCAAUUUCUAUCCCUGGUACACUGCAAGGGUUUUUGUCGGUGGUUUCCACCGGAACUCCGCCAUACGCCGCCGUAUGAAAUAAAAGAACCGGCGGGCCAUGUGUUGUAGCCCAAUUACCAAUGCAUUGGUGGCAAACUCCCUUCUCUUCUUCCUCAGCUUCACAUUCACCUUCAUCUUCAUCUUCAACUUCACCUUCAUCCACGAAGCGUCAUUCCGAUGAUAGUGCUUUGAAAAACAAGAUAUUCUCCUUUCGCAGCCGAGUCUUCCGCUCCAAUCAGCCCCGCCUCACGCGCUCCAGUAGGCUUCGCUACCCUACCAAGGACCACCCUGACCUCCUAUGGCGCUCUCCCAGCGUUCAGAAUCAGUCCUCCUCCUCCUCCUCCUCUGUUGUUCCUCAGCCUUUGCCUCUUCCUGAAUUGGCCGUGUUGCUCCGCCAUGACGCCUCGCCUCGUAACCUCAGCUCCAGCCCCGUCAAUGUUCCUCUUCCAUCGCCCAAAGAGCGGCUGAGCAGCGGCGGAGAGGACACAGAAAGAGAAAGAGACGGUUUGACCGUUGAUACAAAUGAAUAUGGAGUCUCGCCCACCUCUGGAUCUGGCAGUACAUUUCCUUUCCAUGACUCGCGGAAAAAUAAGGACCACGCCGACACUCGGUCUGGGAAGUCUCCUCAAGAAUUGAAUUGUAUGGAAAGAUUUCAAUUCAACUACGGUUUCAACAUACCCAUUAGUGCUCCGACUAGUCCUUACUCAAGUCCUACACGGAGCCCUCACAGAUGUGCUGGGGAUAAUAUUACAUCUCAUUGUAUGUCUCCUCAAGUAUUUCAAAUGUGGUCUGCACCAGAGAUGCCCCCUUUAGAUUUGAAUCUAGGUCUUGAGUUUUCUCAUCAGAUAUUGUCCCCUGAGAAAACUGCAUUUAGCGUCGAUAGUUCGCCUCUCCAUAGUCCAAGAUUAAGUCCUCGCCAGAGCUCCAGAAUUCCUAGUGGACCCCCAUCACCAUUGCAUAAGAAAUUAUCUGUCGAUACCCAUUCAGUACGGCGUGAUAGUAAUGCUCAGGCCGUUGUUCAUCCCCUUCCUCUUCCUCCCGGAGCCACUUCACCUUCGAAGCCGUCUCCGAUUCCUCAAGCUACAGCUAAACCAGAGGUAAUGCCAAUAAAAUCUCAAUGGCAAAAGGGAAAGCUUAUUGGGCGUGGUACAUUUGGAAGUGUCUAUGUUGCCUCUAACAGAGAAACUGGAGCUCUAUGUGCGAUGAAAGAAGUUGAAUUAUUUUUUGAUGAUCCAAAAUCUGCAGAGAGUAUAAAACAAUUAGAGCAGGAAAUUAAAGUUCUCAGCCAGCUAAAGCAUCCAAACAUCGUGGAGUAUUAUGGUAGUGAAAUAAUUGGAGACCGGUUUUACAUAUAUCUGGAAUAUGUUCAUCCUGGUUCAAUUAAUACAUAUAUCCGUGAACAUUGUGGAGCAAUUACAGAAUCUGUUGUGCGCAAUUUUACUCGCCAUAUUCUCUCUGGUUUAGCUUACUUGCAUAGCACAAAGACAAUUCACAGGGACAUCAAAGGGGCUAAUUUACUUGUUGAUGCAUGUGGGGUUGUCAAACUUGCUGACUUUGGGAUGGCUAAACAUCUUGCUGGUCCAGCAUCUAGUCUUUCCUUAAAGGGUAGUCCUUACUGGAUGGCUCCUGAGCUCUUACAAUCUGUAAUGCAGAAAGAUACUAGUUCUGAUCUUGCUCUAGCUGUUGAUAUUUGGAGUUUGGGUUGUACUAUUAUUGAAAUGCUGAAUGGGAAACCUCCUUGGAGUGAGUAUGAAGGGGCUGCAGCCAUGUUCAAAGUUUUAAGAGAUAUCCCACCCAUACCUGAAACAUUGUCAUCUGAAGGCAAGGAUUUCUUACGUCGUUGUUUUCGUAGAAAUCCAGCAGAGAGGCCAUCAGCUAGCAUGUUAUUAGAACAUCCAUUCUUGAAAAACUCACAGCAACUUGAUGUUCCAGCUUGCACUCAGGCACUUAAUGGAAUGAAAUUGAUGGCUAAAGUACGAUCUCCAAGAGAGCGCCCUAAUUAUAAACUUGAGCCGUUGCAAGUGUCUCCAAAUGCACUAACCGCUAGAGCAAAACUAGCAAACAACUUCAUCCACGAUUCUUUUUCUCCGGUGAGAACAGCCAAUCAUCUUCUCAUGAAACUUUCGACUUAGACAGUGGUCCCACAUCAUUCUCCCCAUUCUACCCCCCUAUGCAAACAUCCCCAGCUCUAUUAAAGAUGGUGCCUAAAAGAAUUAAUGCUUGCAAUGGCUUGCAGAAGGGGACUACUACUUGUUCUUUGGGUUAGUUACACCAAGACUCCCUCAACUAUUGGUGAAUAUCACCUUACCCCCCUCAUCUAUAAACCCGUACAUUUUGACCCUUAAAAUAUAUUAAAAAAAAAUGUACCACUUUCACCCCUCCAGAAAGGGGGAUUCGUACGCUUUUUUUUAUAUAAUUGAGAGGGUCUAUAUGUAUGGGUUCAUAGAUGAAGGAAUAUGAUAUACGUUAGUAAUUGACGGGGUCUUGAUAUAAUUAACCCUUUUCUUUUGAUGUGGUUUGCUGAUAAUGCGGCUCAAUUCAAUAAUUGUGUCAUAGAACAUUGUGGAUGCGGUAUUAGUGAGUUGCAGACAUAGGGAGUUGCACCGGUAGGUUCUUUGCCUCGUCUUGCUUGUUGACUCGUAAUGAAAGGUACGAGGCUUCUUUCUUUGUCCUGGAAGAUUUCCUGGGACUUGGGAUUUAGAAGCAGAUUUUGUAUGCUAUUUUCCACAUAGAGCUUCAUCAAGUAAAGUUGUUCUUUGAACAUAUAUAAUCCCAGUGUAAUGCUCACAUUGGUGUACAAUUGGAGUUGAAAUGAAUGUGUAGAUAGUAUAUUUCAGAAUGUUCAAGUUAUCAAGUGAUCUGUGCCUACUAUUCAUCUUUGCUUU
This is a messenger RNA of Camellia sinensis, 3009 nucleotides long. Its product is annotated as mitogen-activated protein kinase kinase kinase 5. Lineage: Eukaryota; Viridiplantae; Streptophyta; Magnoliopsida; Ericales; Theaceae. Gene Ontology annotation, cellular component: cytoplasm. The record is from RefSeq and is a predicted model, not a curated record. Gene Ontology annotation, molecular function: ATP binding; MAP kinase kinase kinase activity. Gene Ontology annotation, biological process: MAPK cascade; protein phosphorylation.